This is a messenger RNA of Pocillopora verrucosa, 1970 nucleotides long. RefSeq names its product regulator of microtubule dynamics protein 3-like. Gene Ontology annotation, cellular component: cytoplasm; mitochondrion; spindle microtubule. The record is from RefSeq and is a predicted model, not a curated record. NCBI's taxonomy places the organism in Eukaryota, Metazoa, Cnidaria, Anthozoa, Scleractinia, Pocilloporidae. Gene Ontology annotation, molecular function: microtubule binding.
UAAAGGAAACUAAGAUGGCGUCUUUGCAGUCAUUUGAUAAUUUCGGGUUCUUUUCAUCUUGUGGACGUAAUAUUCUUGUGGGAAUCUCCAUUGGCUUGGGAAUUGGGAUAGGAAUAGGUGCUGGAAUGGCUGCUUCAAGGAAAUGGCUUGCUGUGAGAAAGGAAGAACAAAAUAUUGUCGUUCAGCUCACUGAGUUGAGGGACGAAAUAAGAGAACUUCGUUGUACAGUGGUUAGACUUGAAGUAACCCUCACUGAAGGGAAAAAUAAACGAAAUGUACCACUGAAGAAUGAACCAUCUCGAGUGACUGUACAAAGUGAUGAGGAGACGGAAGACGAAUUUUUUGAAAUGUCCGGGGAAGAACUUUCCUCCAGUGCUUUGGACUUUGACCAUCUUAAAGCUAUCAUCGAUGAAGUAGACCAGCUACACUCCAAUAAUGAGACUGCAGCCAAGCAAAAAAUUCAUGGACUUCUACAUGAGUGUUUACAGAAACAUGAACACUGUGAAGUUAGCUGGAGAUAUGCAAGAUCUUGCUACGAUAUUGCAACAAUGAAAGGAAAAAGUGGAGAUGCUGAUGGGAAAAAAGACAUGUUAUAUGAAGGCAUUGCAGAGGCAAAGAAAGCAAUUCAAAUGGACAAAAAAAAUCCAAAUGCUCACAAAUGGUAUGCAAUAAUUCUUGGAAGCACAACAGAAUAUAAAAGUUUACAAGAUCAGAUUUUGCUGGGCUAUGAAUACAAGGAACAUAUUCAAGAAGCUAUUAAACUCAACAGGGAUGAUCCUGCUAACUAUCAUCUGUUUGGAAGAUGGUGUUUUGAGAUUUCUAUGUUGUCUUGGUGGCAGAGGAAAGCUGCCUCAGCAUUUGUAGCUGAACCUCCGUCAUCAUCUAUUGACGAGGCUCUUCAAAACUUUCUUAAGGCUGAAGAUCUCCAGCCGGGAUUUUGGCUGACAAAUUCGUUUUGGAUCGGAAAGUGUUACAAACAAAAUGGAGAUGUACCAAAGGCGAAAGAAUGGUUGAAGAAAGCUCUCUCGCUUCCAGUCUCCAGUGAUGACGACAAAGAAUCAAGCGAACAAGCUCAGAAACUGCUAGAGUCCUUAUAACGAAAGGUGUCUUCGACUGCGGCAUCUGCUAUCCCUUGAUAGGUCAAUGUGACAUGUCGGUAAAAUCUUUCUUUUUUUUUUGAGAGCAAAAGUUGCAAGCUCUCUCUAUUUUUGAUACGGUUUAUUUUUUAUUUUUAUUUGAUAUUCUGUUUUAAGAGCAAAAGGAAAAUUUAUAAAUGCUAAUUUUCCGUAGAUUAUAUGUAUGAACUGAUAGUAAGCAACGUCAUUUGUAUUCUGAUAGAAUAUUCUGUCUUUAAAAGACAGUGAGAGCAUUAUUAAUUUCCUUUAAUUAAAUCACAGAGUUGAUCUCUGAGAGAAAUAAAUGAAUCGGACGAUACUGAGUUUGUAGCUGUGUUAUUUAACCCGGCGUAACAGCCUCAUCAAACAGCUGAAGAACUAAGAAGCUACUCUAUAAGUACAAAAGAGAAUACUCGAAAACUUGAAUUUUCAAUCUUUUGUUUAAUUUGUUAAUAUUUGCAACUUUUUCCGCAACACAAUGCUGUGAUGACUGAACUUUGAAGAUUGCUGAACAAAUAUUCGCACCUAACAAAAAGAAAGCUUUUAACGCUUUUCUUCCUGAUUGAAUCUUAAACAGCAGAGAUAGCUACCCCAGUUUCCCUUAAUCUCCCCAUUGUGUCUUAGCGCCGCAUUUAACAGCGCAAUGCACUUAGCUAAUGCAUUAAUAGUGUCUAUUAUAGCCCUCUUUUUGAUUGCUGUCCUACGUUAUUGGUUAAAACUCUUAACUUUGAACAAAAUCAGGCGGCCAGAAUUGAGUACAACAGCCCCUCCAGCAAUAAAGCUUAAAUUACUUUUGUUUAUCUGAAGACUUCCUCUUUUGUCCAAUUUCUUCGAACCUAUUUGCACAACAUUUUA